Stylonychia lemnae is the source of this 264-nucleotide messenger RNA. NCBI's taxonomy places the organism in Eukaryota, Ciliophora, Spirotrichea, Sporadotrichida, Oxytrichidae. The record is from the annotation of a GenBank genome assembly.
AUGACCCAGCAGAUUUUAUCUAAUGAAAAGAUUGAUUUGAAAAUCAAAAGACAGAGUGAAGUUAAACCAUAUAACAUUUCGAUAACUAAGAAAUAUAUCAACAAAGACAGUGUUCAAUCGGCUCUACUAGGACAAAAACGAUAUGAAGAUUUUCUUAAGGCCGAUGAAAAAGAAAAAUACGAAUUAUACAAAGACAAUCUUGAGAAGAGCAAGCAAAAUUUACUUGCUGGUGUCUCCCCAUAUCCAAGAACUAAAAAAUAAUGA